Messenger RNA from Catharus ustulatus (Swainson's thrush), 3731 nucleotides. It is a transcript of the gene RNF168, whose product is annotated as ring finger protein 168. The record is from RefSeq and is a predicted model, not a curated record. Lineage: Eukaryota; Metazoa; Chordata; Aves; Passeriformes; Turdidae. The transcript has 8 exons. Gene Ontology annotation, molecular function: ubiquitin-protein transferase activity; nucleosome binding. Gene Ontology annotation, cellular component: site of double-strand break; nucleus. Bases 209 to 2044 code for a protein of 611 amino acids. Gene Ontology annotation, biological process: double-strand break repair; protein ubiquitination.
GGCGGAGCCCGGAGCCGCGCGGCGGGAACGGCCCCUCCGUGAGGGCGGAGCGGAGCCGCCAUUGCGGGAGCCGCGACGGGGGCGGCGUGCGGAGCGUAUUGCUGGGCCAAGUGGAAAAAUCGUGAGGAGACAGAUGAGCCUCCCAGUUUCAAGUCAUACAAGAAGGCCCUGAUGUCAUCCUAGCGUUGCUCCUCUGCCUCAAGUCAGCAUGUCGGCGAGAUCCAAGGCCCCGCUUUCCUUGUCCGACUGCCUGUGCCAAAUUUGCAUGGAGAUCUUUGUGGAGCCUGUCACGCUGCCGUGCAGCCAUACCCUCUGCAAUUCCUGCUUCCAGAUGACAGUGGAAAAGGCCAGUCUUUGCUGCCCCUUUUGCAGACGUCGAGUCUCCUCCUGGGCACGGUACAAUACCCGCAGAAAUACUCUUGUCAACUGGGAGCUCUGGGAGAAGAUUCAGAAAAAUUACCCAGAGGAGUGCGAGCGGAGGAUUAACGGACAGGAUUUGGAUGAGGAAAUCUGUCCCCCCAAGCCACAGCACCAGCUGAGCAAGCCUGGGGAGCUGAGGCAGGAAUAUGAAGCAGAGAUUAGUAAGGUGGAGGCAGAAAGGCGAGCACACGAACAGGAGGAGAACAAGGCGAGUGAGGAGUACAUCCAGCGGCUGCUGGCAGAGGAGGAGGAGGAGCAAAGGUUGGCAGAAGAGAGAAGGAAGGAGAUGGAGAAGCAGCUGAAGCAAGAUGAGGAGCUGGCCUGGCAACUCAGUAACAGUCUGAACGAGGAUCCCGAGGGACACGUGCCUGGCAGCCCGUCACCAGCACACAGCCUCUCCCUUCAGACAUCCCCACUGAACCUGAGCAGGGCAAAGAACAAACCAAGCAACUCUGGAGACAUUCAGAAGUAUCUGUCUCCAAAGAAUUACGGUGUGUUGGGCUCAGCAUCCUACUCCAGUACCACAGGAAGAGGCAGGAGCAGCUCUGUCUCUGUGGAGACCAACAGCAAUGAAGGCAGCAGUUCUGCACUGCAGGAUGAGCAAGAGGAAAUGCCAACCCUGUCUCCACAGCUGACCAGUGUAAACAAAGAAUCUGCUGCUAAGGAUUCAUUUUUGGAAUCCUGCAUGAACUAUUUCAGUGCCUCAGCUUCAGCUGAAACUACCAGUGGCAAGCAGGAAGAAACAUCAGGACCAAAUGGUUUAGAAGAUGGAGUUCCAGAUGCACUUCAUGGAACCAUGGAAGGGGAAGGGUCUAGGACAGUUGUUCUUAGAUCCAAAGGAGAUGAUGAUGGAAUUGAGUCAGACAGUGGCAAUUUAACACCUGUCCAAAGGGUAAACCUUGAAAAUUCUGAUGGCACUUGUACUUCUGGUCAGUUAAGAAUGAAUUGUGUGAUGUCUGACAGCCGGACUGCGUUGGGUGAUCCGGGGAAGGAGGCUGGACACUUAGAUGAAGAGACACCAGAGAGGCCACAGAACUCUAAGGAGACUCCCAAGAGGAAGUUACUGGAGGCCCCAGCUGAUGGCAUGAUUGACUUGGGCGUGUUUGAUAAGAGGAGAAGAACCUUUUCAGAAAGUGUAGAAGAGCAAGGAGAGCAGCUGAAUGACUUUAACUUGCAGGCACAACGAGCCUUUGAGCAGGAGUUCUACGAAAGGCGCAGGCAGGAGGAGCAGGACAGGCUCCUGGCUCUGCAGCUGCAGAAGGAGCUGGACAAGGAGGAGAGGACACUGAACAGGCAGAAGGGCUCUCCGGACGAGUACCUGCUCCGCACCAAACCUCCUCGGUCUGUGAAGGACUCCUCUGCCAGGAAGGCAAGUUCCAAGGUGGCAAAAGACUCCAAGGGGUCAAAACCACAGGCUGAAACCAAUCACCACAAAACUAGGAAAGGUUCCUGCAAUGAAAACUGGCAGUCCCCUGCCAGGGUCCGGGUGAAAUCCCCCAGCAUGAAGGAAGGAAAGGUUUUGAAUUGUGUGGUUAAUACCAGUGACACAAAUGAUAUUUGUUCACUGCCUAAGAACAAGCAAAAGACAAUCCUGCAGAUGUUUAAAAGCCCUGUUGCAGAGUAGAUCAGAGCCAUGGACACGUGGUGGAGUGGGAAUGGGAACUGGGGUGAUGUUCUCCUGUGUUAGGUAAAGUUUCCCGAAGGUUUGGAGUGGAACCGCUUUGGGCAGCGGUGCUGUGAGUUCUGAGAAGUUUUAGUUACAUACACCCCCAGAAUGUAACAUUUUUUAAUUGUUCUUUUCUCGAAUAUGAUUUUCUAGCACUUGCAGCACUUCUUGCAGGAAUUGGAACAUUUCUUACUUUCUAACUUGCAUUUACACGGUUUGGAGUGUGAAUACUGGUAGUGUUGGAAAACAAAGAUGACUGAUGUCUGAUCUGAAAAUGAGAAUCUGAAGCCUUUAAUGGAAAAGAUGCACAUCCCAUGGAGGAAACAAGUGAAAAAUGAGUCUGUAUUCUCAGCUGGCUGUCAGCUGCAAGGUUGAAGCUUCCCUCAGCACCACCACUGUUCUGUAGAUUGAAGCAUGUUGCUGGAAUUUGGGCUGUUUCUGGAAUUGCAUUGUUGGCACACCCAUCUUCCCCAGUGUAACCAGCCAGACAUUCUUUCCCUCUCAUAUGCCAUCCCCUGCCUGGGACAAAGAGGAAAGAAACAAGUUAUUCUCCACUGCCAAAGCCAAGGAUCUUUCAUGGAUGCCAAGGCUGUGGGCUCCCUUUCACAUCUAUUCACAGAGAUCCCUCCUGCAGAUCCCAUUUUUUCUGUUGUAAAGAACAAAAUACUUUUGUUUUCUUAUUGUUAAUGUUCUGCAACUUUAUUCUUGUACAAGUGUUAUUAUAUUUGAUGCUGUUUAAUUUUCAUACUCACACUGGUUCAAGUGUGAUCAAAACAAUAGUCCAGAAGCCAGUUAUGAUGGAGAGAGUUAAAAGGGAAAGAAGUAACUGAAAUCUGGAAUUGCCAGUACUGACCUAACUGUAAUUUGAGAUUCACAUAACUGCCCUUCCUGGCUGUAACUGUUCCCCUCCAGUUUUAGAGGCACUACUAAAUACUGUUGGAUUUAAAACUAAAAUAACUCAAAAAUUGCAAUUCAGAAGUGGAGGUGCUGAGGCCUGUAGGAAGUUGAGGCUGGGAAGCAGGCAGUCAGAUCCUACUAUGCAGAGGAAGCUUUCUUGCUAAUUGUUUUGUCUGUUGUUUUAUGAAGCCAUAUUUUGGCUUUUCUUUGCUUCUUUGGAGCUGCUUUUGCACUGUCAGUGUUUGAAAUGGAGCCAAGUGCCAGCUGCAGUGCUGAAGGGAGUGUGCUAGUCAGCAAAGUCAGCAGAUCUUUGAGUUUUGUCCUUUGUUUGAACCCCAUUGAUGACUUGAACUCUUCUGGGACAUUCCUAACAGACUUGUUUCUUCAGCAGCAUCUUCUGAUGGUUUAAGUUAUUAAAAAACUCGAAUUUUAUGGAAAGCAUGACCAGCACACUAAGCCAAAAAUAUAAAUUGUUGGUUUUUUUUUUCCCCCCCACAGCCUACAUGUCUCUAUCAUUGGUGGGCUUCUCAUAAAUAAAUAAACUAACAUUCUGUUCAGAGAUGUUUUUUGAGGAAGUUACAACAGUGGCAAAUCCUUUGAUCUCCUCCUGCCUCAGUCAUUGUUCUGGAAGCCUUCCUUCAAUAUGGGUCUGUUUUUCUUUAGUCCUCAAUGCAGUUGGGAUUAUAUUCUGUUUUACUCAUGAUGUCAAAAAAAACUUAAUUAAAGGCUUUUUUUUUUUUAAAGCAGA